This is a messenger RNA of Pungitius pungitius (ninespine stickleback), 1662 nucleotides long. RefSeq names its product PC-esterase domain-containing protein 1A-like. The transcript has 9 exons. The record is from RefSeq and is a predicted model, not a curated record. Lineage: Eukaryota; Metazoa; Chordata; Actinopteri; Perciformes; Gasterosteidae. The coding region runs from base 391 to 1443 and encodes 350 amino acids.
UUCCGAUGGUCAAUGAAUGCAUCUUCAGAUUGGAGAAACCUGUGCCCAACUAGUGUUUUAUUAACGGCUGUAUGUAGUAAGAUAGUGAUUUAAAACGUUUAAGGCGAAGACACAAAUUGACACAACUGCUAAAACUAGCAGUUUUCAAACAACUAACGUUAAUUAAACGUGUAGUUGUCAAACAAUGACAAAUUAGAUCUGGGUAAGUUAACCUUAAUCAGCUGAAGAAUUCAUUGCGGAUUUGGCUCGAGGACCUACCGUUAAAAGCGUUCGAGCUGAAACCGCUGUCUUAAGCUAACGUUAAGUUAAUUAACUUAAAUGUUAAAUGUAGGUAAUUGGCUUUAACUGUGAAAUAAGGCUACAUCUACAAUUUGCGCCUCAAUUCAAGAAAUGGAGCUCAUGAAGUGUGUCAGCCAUCAGCAGGCCAGCCAGUUGCUGCACAACAAGUUUGUUGUGGUGCUGGGGGACUCCAUUCAGAGGUCCGUUUACAAGGACCUUGUUCUGCUAUUGCAGAAGGAAAAGUUUCUCUCCACAAGGCAGCUGAAGAGCAAGGGUGAGCUGUGUUUCGAACAGGACUGCCUGGUGGAAGGUGGAUCGUUUGAUAAAAUGCAUAAUGGCACUGCGUACCGGGAGGUUCGCCAGUUCCGAUCCGACCACCAUUUAGUCAGAUUCUACUUUGUCACGCGUGUUUACUCUUCCUACAUGCAAAGUUUCUUUGAGGACUUGCGCAAUGGCUUAAAACCGGAUGUGAUCAUCUUUAACUCCUGUGUUUGGGAUAUUUCCAGAUACAAGUCCAGUUGGCUUGAAAACUACAAGGAAAACCUACACAUGUUCUUCACUCAGCUGAAAAGGAAUGUGCCUCAAGAAACACUGGUCAUAUGGAAUCUCACCAUGCCCUUGGGAAAGAGUAUUAAAGGCGGUUUUCUGGUGCCAGAGAUUGAGCACAAGGCUUCUCACCUGCGUUAUGAUGUGAUUGAAGCGAACUUCUACAGUGGUACUCUGGCUGAUGCCUAUGGAAUGGAUGUGGUGGACCUCCACUUCCAGUUCCGCUUUUCCCUGCAACAUCGCACCAGCGACGGGGUCCACUGGAAUGCCAUUGCCCAUCGCAAGAUAACUUCUCUGUUGUUGGAGCACUCUGCACAGGCCUGGGGAGUUUCUAUGCCCCUGGCUGCUGUGGCGAACACUGAGGUAGGUGCCCACUGGCCAGCCAAUGAAAACUCCACACCUACAGAGAGACACCCAUCGAGGAGAAAUUACAGCUACGGAGAGCGACAGUUUUCCGAUUUCCUAACCAACCCGGCGCCGCAUUACCUAGCACAACUCCCUCUCAGAAGUGGGUUCGACUACAGGCCGCCUAACGGGCACCAUCAACAGAACGUGAUGAGGAGGCAACGUGUCAGACUCCACUACGUUCCGUACGUUCACCCAAAAUAUCGUCAUUAGGACAUCCAGAGGCAGGGAGUUCUUACAAGGUGCAGAGAUGGUUGAGUCCCACUCGUUUUAGGCUUAAAACUACGAGGAAACGUUAAUAUGCCGAUUUUUACUUAAUGUCUUCUGGUUAUUUUUCCUCUACUGUAAUUUGCCAGUGUUUUUAUAGGAUUUAAGUUCUGGUUCCAAAUGUUUGAUUUUGAAUUCUGCACUUUUAAUUAAAAUUGAUGCUAU